This is a messenger RNA of Scheffersomyces amazonensis, 1876 nucleotides long. RefSeq lists its product as uncharacterized. The record is from RefSeq and is a predicted model, not a curated record. Lineage: Eukaryota; Fungi; Ascomycota; Pichiomycetes; Serinales; Debaryomycetaceae. Gene Ontology annotation, biological process: mitochondrial gene expression; mRNA stabilization. Gene Ontology annotation, cellular component: mitochondrion. The transcript has a single exon. Bases 106 to 1824 code for a protein of 572 amino acids.
CUCAUAUGUUUAUGUUUGUGUAAUUAAAUUCUAAUUAAUUCGAGAUGAAAAGACUUUAUAGCUGAACUGCAAUAUUAUACUAGUAGUCAUAAUUCCUAGCAUAUCAUGCUUUCAAGGAUUUAUAGGAGACAACUUCCAACACUCUUGCACUGCAGAAGGAACUUCCUGUCUGUAGCAAGAAUUUUCCAACAACAAGAAGAAACUGAAUCAGUACCAUGGUUUUUACGUGAAAAAGUUUCAUCACCACUUCUGGAGAAAGAAGAUAUUAAGUUACCUGUAGUUCCAGAAGAUGCACCACCAUUUAUAAAUGAUAUAAUUAAACUUAUAGGAGAAGAGUAUGGACUUGAAGAUCUUGAAUUAUUUGAUUUAAGAUUUUUACCUGAAGAUCAUCAAUAUAGUUCAAAAAAUCAACCUCAUUCAUUCAUUCUUAUAGGAACUGGGAAAUCAGAAAAGCAUUUAUUUAAAGCUGCCUCUGAAUUAAGAUUAUUUAUAAAGCAAACAUAUAACAUUUUACCUCGACUUGAAGGUGUUGUUUCUUCAGGAAUAAGUCCUGUUGCUAGAAGAAGAUUACUUCGAAGAGGUAGUAAAGGUCCUCCAUCUACUGAUAAUAUUUAUGGUGUAGCACCUAAUAGUUGGGUAGUUUGUGAUCCUAAGAAAGGUGAAAUAAUAAUACAUAUGUUGACAAAAGAGAGAAGAAAUGAAUUAGAACUUGAAACUCUUUGGUGUGAAGAGAAGGAUAUGCAUAAAUAUGAAAGAAAAGUUGAAUCUGAUGAUAUAGGUGAUGAUAUUUUCAUUGGUAUAAAUCGUCUGAAUACAUUUUCAAAUCAAAGACGUGAAUUUUCUACCACAACUAGACUAUUGAAUUUAAGAAAAACAGUUGAUAAUUUUAAAAAUAGUGAUAAAUCAAAAGUUUCUGUGGAAGAUUUUAAAACUGAAUUCGAUAAUAAAUUUCAAACCAAUAAAGAUCAUCAAAUGAGAAUUGAAUUUUAUAAACAACUACACAUUUUAAAUCCAAAUUAUAUUCCUUUAAGUAAAGUAACAGAAGCCAUCUAUGAUAAACAUCUGAACUUAAAUUUUCAAAUUGAUCGAGAAAAGGAAAUCACUCAAGAUAUAAUAUAUUUUAUGAAUUUAUUAAUGGAUUCUCCUGAAGCAAAGGAAUUGCUGACUGAUUUGAUCUUUAAUGAAUUAUCUCAAUUCAUUGCUAAUAUUACCCGAUUUUCAUCUAAUUAUAAUGUUUUAUCUCAAAAGGGAUUCUUAGUUUUAUUAUGGCGAUUAUCUAUAAAGCAAGAAAAAGACUUUAUAGGACCAAAAAUUAUAGAUGAUAUAUUAGUUGGAAAUAAGAAAAUUUCCGAAUUAUCAUUUAAUUUAAAAGUUGAACAACCUGGUAAUAGAGCAAGAGAUGUAAUGUUUUUAAUAAAUAAAUUUUAUAAGGGAGUUAUACCUCAUCUGUUUAAAGAAUUAAUAUUAUUUACUUAUGGUAAUACAUCUAAAUGGGAUAAAUUUUGGGAAGAAUGGGAUUCAUCAUUUGGAUUUUUAAAUACUAAUCAAGAUACAAAUUCAAUUAAUAAAUGGAUUCGAUUAGUAACUUAUUUAGCCAUUAGAAAUGAUAAAACUUCUAUGAUAGAUUUUCUAUAUAAAUAUUGGAAUAAUUCUUCAUCUCCCGUUGAAUCCUUUAUAGAAAGUUAUAUAACACAAGGAUCUAAAUUUUCUUCAGAACAAGAAAAAUUAGUAUUCCAAUCCGCUUUACGUCAUAUCUUAACUCAAGUAGAUAGUGAGGCUCAAAACUUUUCUCAUGUUCAUAGCUUUGUAAAUAAUUUAAAUUAGGCGUGUACGCGUAUAAUGUAUAUAUAUUUUUUUUAAUUUUUAAUUUUUAAUU